AUGAAAUUCGCCGAACAGAACUUGAAGCUGGCAGAGGGCGACGAGGAAAAGAUGGCGGAAGCAUUGUACUCUUUCGCAAUGGUAUUGUGUACUGAGUAUGACGGCUCGGGACGCCUAGCGGAUCUAGAUGACGCUAUCGCAAAACUGGAAGAAGCGGAGCUACUCUGUCACCCAGAAGUUGAUUUUAGGACCGCGAUUCUGGAAAACUUAUCGGAUGCCUUGCAUACGAAGUACGACAUCACCGGGGAUAUGGAAUGUUUGGAACGAUCAAUUGCAAGACUCCGAGAGAUUGUAAAACGCAUACCCGACGAUUACCCAGACCCAUUGUCACCUUACGCUCGUCUCGGAGGAUGUCUGUCAAGCAAGUACAGGAGAACCGGCCAUGAGGAGAGUCUUAUAGAGGCUGUCGCCCUAUGCAAACGGGUCGUGGAAGAGACCCCGCCACAGCACCAGAAGUACGAUACAUACUUGGGUGUACUGUCCACCGCGCUUGCCGAGAUGUACCAACUGAAAGGCGAUUCGUGCUACCUGAACGACGCGAUUGCGUACCUCAAUACCGCGGUUGAGACCAUGGAAAACUCAUCUAUAAGAGACGUCACAAGGAGUAACCUCGGCGACAAACUCUUGGAUCGGUAUGUGGCAACUGGAAACAUUGACGACUUGAAUUCGGGAAUCGAAAAUAUGAGAGCCUGCGAAAGUUCUCUUUCUCCACAAAACCCAGGCCGCGCAUCAGCACUACAGAUCUUGGGUAGACAACUUGGACUGCGCGCCGUAACGCACAGAGAUUUCGAUCAAACACUCCGCGACUUGUCAGAAGCCAAAACCUACCUUCGAGAAUCUGUGGAGUCCCCCUCUGGAAAACCGCUCAAUAGGGUCUAUAGUGCACGCCUCUUUAUGGAGGUGCCCUACAUCGAGCAGGAUCGCGAGAACGCGAAUGACGUCGCGACGAUAGCUUUGGACCUGCUACCCUAUGUCUGCGGACGCCAUCUCCAACGUGAAGACCAAGAAUAUGCAGUUAGUCAAAUACAAGGCCUCGCCGCCGAUGCGUGCUCCAUUUCGAUCCUACUUAACCGUCCUGAGGACGCUUUACAACGAGCCGAGUAUGGCCGCGGUCUUGUCCUUGGAAACCUCAUCGAUAGAAGAGAUGAUGUCGUCGAGGUUCGACGACAGUGCCCCUCGCUCGCAGACGAGUACGAGAGUCUCCGCAACAGAGCGUUCCAAAUCAUCGACUUCAGCGGCUCAAAGGACUGGGAACAGCAAGCACACGAUAGGAGACAAGCCUUCGAACAGCUCGCCACCUGCGAGGAGUCUAUCCGCAAGCUUCAUGGGCUUGAGGACUUCCUUAGGCCUGCCUCGACUGAGCGAUUGCAGCAGUGCGCCAGGGAUGGGCCCAUUGUCAUCGUCAAUGUCACACAUAUCUGCUCGGGUGCCGUCAUUGUGACAGAAUCGCGCCUAGAGAUUGUUCAUCUUCGGGAUAUGGAAUCUGAUAUGCAACAGUUUGUGAAAGAACUGCUUGAGAAAUAUCGAGCGACUGCGGUCAGCAGAGUCGGCGCCCAAAGAGACAUGAAACCAAUACCACGCGCCUCACCAAGCAUACAAAUGCUAGGAUGGCUUUGGCGCUGCUGCGUCCAUCCAGUAUUGAGCAGGCUGAGCGAUAUGGAACUGAUAUCGGCUUCAGGAGAGUCUCGUGUCUGGUGGAUCGGAUCAGGGGUGGCCAGCUCACUCCCCUUCCACGCCGCUGGAGAAUUUAGCCCGGACUUUCUCAAUGUGAGAAACCCGGGCCUACCCUCUUCUUGUUUGGACUGGAUCGUACCAUCUUAUACACCGACGAUCAAGGCAUUGGAACACUCACGAGCGCAUGCCAAUGCCUUGAAGCUUCCCGACAAACUUUCAGUCCUUGCCGUUUCGAUGCUCCAGACUCCGGGGCAGAUUGACCUACCAGGGGUUGGAAAGGAAAUCGAAGCAGUGAAGGCCAUUAAUGGUCAGAACUGCCAGAUGUCCAACCUCACGCUGCUCGAACAACCAACUGCACAACAGGUGUUGGAUGGCAUCCUACGGUCUCACAUCGUCCAUUUCGCUUGCCAUGGCAGUUCAGAUGCUGUGAAUCCAUCAGGGAGUCAUAUCAUUCUUCAGAAGCUAGACAACUCAGGCCGUGCGGUUGAAGAUAAGCUCACAGUUGCGUCGCUGCUCGACUCCAUAGCCAAGGAACGCGGUUGGAUCGUUUAUCUCUCGGCAUGCUCUACAGCACAAAUUAGAGCAACGGAAUUCGCUGAUGAAGGGAUUCAUCUCGCGAGUGCUUUCCAGGUGGCUGGGUUCGCCAACGCCAUCGGCUCUCUGUGGUCCGCCGAUGAUCAAACGUGUGUCGAUGUUGCCCGAUACUUCUACAAAGCGCUGUUUGAGGGAAUAAGCCAGUCACAAACUGUAAAGCCAGCCAUCGCUCUGCGGUCUGCUAUCAUAAAUGUUCGGUUCAAGGGAAGAGAACUACAACCUCCUGAUCUUUGGGCGCCUUUCAUCCACUACGGUGUAUAA
This is a messenger RNA of Lasiodiplodia theobromae, 2529 nucleotides long. RefSeq lists its product as uncharacterized. Bases 1 to 2529 code for a protein of 842 amino acids. The transcript has a single exon. The record is from RefSeq and is a predicted model, not a curated record. Gene Ontology annotation, molecular function: protein binding. NCBI's taxonomy places the organism in Eukaryota, Fungi, Ascomycota, Dothideomycetes, Botryosphaeriales, Botryosphaeriaceae.